Messenger RNA from Cucurbita pepo subsp. pepo (vegetable marrow), 4079 nucleotides. RefSeq names its product beta-galactosidase. Gene Ontology annotation, molecular function: hydrolase activity, hydrolyzing O-glycosyl compounds. NCBI's taxonomy places the organism in Eukaryota, Viridiplantae, Streptophyta, Magnoliopsida, Cucurbitales, Cucurbitaceae. The record is from RefSeq and is a predicted model, not a curated record. Gene Ontology annotation, biological process: carbohydrate metabolic process.
AAAAUUACAACUUCACGGUCAAAAUUGGUCAUUUCAAUUCGGACCAACUUCAGAGUCCCAAGUCUCCUCUCUCGCUGCAUUUGAUGGCUCCGAAACCUGUUACGAGUCCCGUUCCUGAAGCGUGGUACUCAACCAUUGCGCUCUCAGUGAUCGCUCCGAUGGCCUCUUCGUUGCCGCUUCGAUUUUCAUCCAUGAAGCUACAUCUUCUAGAAAAAUCCGUAUUCUGGCCAAGGAACUUACUGGAGGUGCAGUCGCCUUUGUCUUCUUGGUAUGCAUCUUUCUGUACAUUUCUCUUAUCAGUUUUAUGCACAUUUUUUCACCCACCAAACUUACUAUACCAAAAGACCUUUAUUACUCUUUCUUACAUUGCCUUUAUUACUCCAAAUCCACAUUAGGAAAUAUUUUUAUGCAUUAUUCAAAAUUUCCAAAUUGUCUGAUUUUUUUAGUAAUGAUUUUUUAUUAGUUUCUAGUUUCUUUAAGUUUAACUUGUCUGUCUUUGGAAAAUCUGAUAAAAUUUGAAAUAAGAAAAAUAAGUCAACAACACUAAAAUUAAAUCCAGUUAUGAUGUUGUUCAUUGAACAACCAAAAUACAAUUAUAAAACAAAAUAUGAAAGACCCCUAAUUAGGAAUUGAGGGUAAAAUGACAGAUUUACUUUUAAGGGUUGACUUUGAUCUCAAAAUUUCACUCUUGAGAUUUUUCUAAACAUUUUUCUCUUCUAUUUCAGCUUGAAAUUCGGUCUUGACUUUAAAGGAAAAAAUCAGGUUUUAAAUUUUUCGUUCUCAAGGGUUAUAAUUGCGAAGCACAACGUUCAUAAAACUACCAAAAACUGAGAACUUAUGGAUGAAAAAUUAACUUGUCUAUUGACAAUUAUAUUUGGUGUAUAUUUCAUCUUUUACAAAUAAUUUUAAAAUUUUAAAAAAUUAGGGAAUAGAUGGAUUAUAAAAUGAGAAAGUCAUUAGUAAAUAGCGUCACUUUUCACCAAUCGGAGAUGUUUAAUGUAAGUCAUCAGGUUUGGGGCUUUCUCUCUUUAUAAAUUUAAAACCUGAUUUUUUAUAAAUUUCACACUUCAUUGAAAUUGUUUCUUUUUUUUUUUUUCUUUAAAAAGAAAAUACUAAAUAAGCUUAUGUUUUAAAAUUACUUACAAUAUUUUUUGAGUUACAAGCUUAAAUACUCUAUCUUACACAAACAAGCCUUUAUUACAAUCUUACACAAAAGAGUCAUAGAAAGAAAGUGCAGUAGAAACAAUGCUAGACUGAACGAAAAAUUACCUUUCUAAAUAUUUCAAAGCACAAAUUGAUCGCUUUUUAAAAAUAUAAAAUUAGACCUUUUAGAUUUCAAAUGAAAAUUUAUUAUAUCGGUAUGAAUCAUACUAAAAUUGUAAAGUCCAGGUAAGUUCAUAUUAGACAUUACUUAAACGUGCACAUUGUUAUAAAAACAACUCGUACCUUUAUUCUUAUCCAAAAAACAAUUGUUACCUGUGUGUAUCCAUGUGAAGUGAAAUAAUGAUGAUCAUAAAAUUUUAAACGAAUUAAAUUCAUGGCGUUAGUUCUAAAAAAAGCCAAAAAGAUUGGUUUGAAGUAUUAGGACAAUAGCCCAUUGCUGAGGCAGUUUUCUAAAAAAAGACAGCGACAGCUUACCAUCCCUACGUUUCUCAUGUUUUCAAAUGCUUAAAUAGCACCUCACCCUUGCAGUGGAGCUCACCGUUCCUCGGUCACAACCGUUCCUCGGUCAAAACCGUUCCUCGGUCAAAACAUUGAUAUCUCUUCAGAAUGUCAAAGAUUGUGCUGUUGUUUUUGUGUUUGUUUUCAUGGGUUUGUUUUGCAACGGACUCCGUGACUUAUGAUCGCAAAGCCGUGAUCAUUAAUGGCCAGAGAAGAAUUUUGAUUUCUGGCUCUAUUCAUUACCCAAGAAGCACACCCCAGAUGUGGCCGGGCCUCAUACAGAAGGCCAAAGAUGGAGGGUUGGAUGUUAUAGAGACAUAUGUAUUCUGGAAUGGCCAUGAACCUUCUCCUAACAAGUAUCAUUUUGAGGAUAGAUACGAUUUGGUGAAAUUUAUAAAGCUGGUUCACCAAGCAGGCUUAUAUGUUCAUCUCCGUAUUGGUCCAUAUGUCUGUGCAGAAUGGAACCUUGGUGGAUUUCCUGUUUGGCUAAAGUUUGUUCCUGGCAUUUCCUUUAGGACAGACAGUGAACCCUUCAAGGAGGCUAUGCAAAAAUUUGUUACGAAGAUCGUGGAUAUAAUGAAGUUUGAGAAGCUGUAUCACUCCCAGGGAGGACCUAUUAUUAUGUCUCAGAUUGAGAAUGAAUAUGGUCCAACGGAAUGGGAAAUAGGUGCCCCCGGUAAAUCUUACACCAAAUGGGCUGCUCAAAUGGCAGUAGGCCUUGGCACUGGAGUGCCAUGGGUUAUGUGCAAGCAAGAGGAUGCCCCUGACCCUGUGAUUGACACCUGCAAUGGGUUUUACUGUGAAAAUUUCAAACCAAACCGGGAUUAUAAGCCCAAAAUAUGGACAGAAGUCUGGAGCGGUUGGUACGCUGAAUUUGGUGGCCCAAUACCUUACAGGCCAGUCGAGGACUUAGCCUUUUCUGUUGCAAAAUUCGUACAGAAUGGCGGUUCUAUGUUCAACUAUUAUAUGUAUCAUGGAGGAACUAACUUUGCGCGAACAUCUGGUGGGCCUUUCAUUGCCACUUCCUAUGACUUUGAUGCUCCGAUUGAUGAAUUUGGCCUAGUAAGGGAACCAAAAUGGAGUCAUUUAAAAGAGUUGCACAAAGCUAUCAAGAUGUGUGAACCCGCUUUAGUAUCAGUAGAUCCUACCGUUACUUGGCUAGGGAAAAAUCAAGAGGCUCGUGUCUUUAAGUCAAGUUCUGGGUCAUGUGCUGCCUUCCUAGGAAAUUAUGACACAUCAUCUUCUGCAAUGGUCAGCUUUUGGAACACCCAAUACCACCUACCACCAUGGUCCAUCAGCAUCCUUCCUGACUGCAAAUCUGUAGCGUUCAACACUGCAGAGGUUGGGGUUCGAAGUUCGAAUAUUCAGAUGACGCCAGUUACUUCAUUUGGGUGGCAAUCAUACAAAGAAGAAAUUGUUACUCCUUAUGCUCAGGAUACAAUAACCAAGAAUGGGUUAGUGGAGCAAGUUCAUCUCACCUGGGAUACAACAGAUUAUCUGUGGUACAUGACAGAUAUAAAAAUUGAUCCAAGUGAAGGAUUCCUGAAGGGCGGAGAGUGGCCUCUUCUCACCAUCUUUUCAGCAGGCCAUGCUUUGCAUGUUUUCAUAAAUGGCCAGCUAUUCGGAACUGUAUAUGGGAGUUUGGAGAAUCCCAAAUUGACAUUCAGUAAAUACGUUGAACUAAAGGCAGGGGAUAACAAGCUUGCCAUACUCAGUGUUUCUAUUGGUCUUCCGAAUGUUGGCCUGUAUUUCGACACUUGGAAUGUUGGCGUUUUAGGCCCGGUGACGUUGAAGGGUCUGCAAGAGGGCACGAGAGACAUGUCGGGAUAUAAAUGGUCAUACAAGGUUGGGUUAAGAGGAGAACUCAUGAAUCUUCAUUCUGUUCGUGGAAGUAAUUCAGUUAGAUGGGCAAACGGGAAAUGGUUGGUCGAAAAAGAACCCCUCACCUGGUACAAGACCACUUUCACUACCCCGGGAGGCAAUGAACCACUAGCUUUAGAUUUGAGCACAAUGGGUAAAGGUCAAAUAUGGGUGAACGGUCGAAGCAUCGGUCGUUAUUUUUCGGGUUAUAUCGCGCACAACGGUUGUAACAACUGCACUUAUCCUGGAAUCUUUACUGAGAAGAAAUGUCUUACAAACUGUGGAGAGUCCUCUCAAAGAUGGUACCACGUUCCUCGCGAAUGGUUGCUAUCGAGCGGCAACUUACUGGUAGUUUUUGAAGAAUUUGGUGGAAAUCCUGGUGGGAUUUCUUUGGUUAAGAGAACUACGGUGUGAUGAUACCCACCCAUAAGCAUAAACUUUUUGCUUGUUCUUGGAUUCAAAACUUUGGAUCCAAAAUUCAAUCCUUUAUGAAUUUAUUUGAUCCAUUUGUUAUGUUUGAAUACAAUGUAAGUUUAAUGUAUAGAAUAUUUUAUGUA